Messenger RNA from Danio aesculapii, 1417 nucleotides. It is a transcript of the gene slc35d1b, whose product is annotated as solute carrier family 35 member D1b. NCBI's taxonomy places the organism in Eukaryota, Metazoa, Chordata, Actinopteri, Cypriniformes, Danionidae. Gene Ontology annotation, cellular component: Golgi apparatus. The transcript has 13 exons. The record is from RefSeq and is a predicted model, not a curated record. Gene Ontology annotation, molecular function: antiporter activity; GDP-fucose transmembrane transporter activity. The coding region runs from base 98 to 1096 and encodes 332 amino acids.
AACACUGUCCCUUUAAAAACGUCAGGAAAAGGGAACGGUUUAUAGUGCACUAAAGUAGUUUGCCUUUUGCCCGAUAAACAGAAUGUAACUGAGAGAAAUGGCGAAUGUACGAGCACGUCGCUCCGCGGGAACUCCUGGAAAGCGCGGAAAACAUGACGUUUCUGGAGAAGACGAGGAAACAUCUGCCUUAUUUCUUAAGUUAUUUGCUGCAGCUUUUUACGGGAUCUCUUCUUUUCUCAUCGUCGUCGUUAACAAAAGUGUUCUUACGAAUUACAAAUUCCCAUCCUCUUUAGCACUGGGAAUUGGCCAGAUGUUUGCUACCGUUGUAGUUCUGCGAGCAGCAAAAGCAUUAAACAUGAUCAGUUUCCCAGAUUUUGAUUGGCAUGUACCUUACAAGGUAUUUCCACUCCCUUUACUCUAUGUGGGAAAUCAGUUAACAGGCCUUUUCGGAACCAAACAGUUGAACCUCCCGAUGUUUACUGUGCUCAGAAGAUUUUCCAUUUUAUUCACAAUGCUGUUUGAGGGAUACCUGCUAAAACAGAAGUUUUCAUGGUCUAUAAAGGCAACUGUAUUCACCAUGAUUCUGGGUGCUUUUGUUGCUGCAAGUACAGAUUUAGCUUUUGACCUCCAAGGAUACGUGUUCAUUACACUUAACAACAUUCUGACUGCUGCUAAUGGAGCCUAUAUGAAACAAAAACUGGACUCCAAGGAACUGGGAAAAUACGGGCUCCUGUAUUAUAAUGCUUUACUCAUGAUCAUUCCCACUAUUGUUUUAGCAUACUUCACUGGAGACGUUCAGAAAACUUUGGAGUGUGAAGUUUGGGCUGACUAUUUCUUUGUCAUUCAGUUUGUGUUAUCUUGUGUGAUGGGGUUUAUACUGAUGUACUCGAUUAUGUUAUGCACCCAUUACAAUUCUGCUUUGACGACUACCAUUGUGGGCUGUAUCAAGAAUAUCUUAGUGACUUACAUUGGGAUGGUGUUUGGUGGAGAUUACAUCUUUAGUUGGAUGAACUUUGUCGGCCUAAACAUUAGCAUUGCUGGUAGUCUAGUGUACUCAUAUAUUACCUUCACUAAGGAGCAAAAAAAAACAAGUUGAUGGAACAAGUUUCAUUUGGCACAGUAGAAGAAUGUCUACAAUACUCGUGGAAGUCAAGAACCCACAGAACUGGCUACAAUUCCCAGUGACCUGAAGCUUUUUAGGCAAUUCUGGUUCUGCCUUUGUUUUAUGGACCACUUACAUGUUGCCAUCAAAACAAUAAUUUGCUGGAUUAACAAAGAAAAAAGAAUGAUUAAAAAAAAAACUAGAUGAAGUUAAAUGAUCAUCUAAAUGCAGUAUUUCUGUAGUUUUGUAAUAAAUUAUUUUAAUGGUUUUAUGAUAUUUAGAACAAGAUUUUUAAAAUAAAGAGUUAAAACACAA